This is a messenger RNA of Melanotaenia boesemani (Boeseman's rainbowfish), 3587 nucleotides long. RefSeq names its product leucine rich repeat transmembrane neuronal 4 like 1 (gene lrrtm4l1). NCBI's taxonomy places the organism in Eukaryota, Metazoa, Chordata, Actinopteri, Atheriniformes, Melanotaeniidae. Gene Ontology annotation, molecular function: protein binding. The coding region runs from base 342 to 2042 and encodes 566 amino acids. The record is from RefSeq and is a predicted model, not a curated record. The transcript has 3 exons.
UUCUCUCGAGGAGGGACUUGCUCUGACAUUAUGCCUCUGACGGGGUGAAGGCACCCAGAGCAACUUGGGGCUUAUUUGCGUUGGAAAGUUGCACUGCGUCAUGGAGCAUAAGCGCAAACUUUAAACGCCCUUUCCUCUUUCUUUAUCAAUAGACAUUUUCUUCUUUUCUUCUUUCUUUUUCUUGUUUAAAUUUAACAAUGAAGGCAGGUGAAUCACCUGCGGCGUGAAAGACUCGAAGAGCUCAUCGGGUUUUGGCAAGAAAAAGGCGACACGGAGGGAAGUCGUGAUCUGUGCGACGGAUUGCGCUGCGGAGGACGGAGGGAACGGACCGAUGAGAGAACAUGGGUCCUUUGCUGUGUGAUGGACGGCUGACACACCUCCUCCUUCCUCUGCUACUCCUCCUGCGCACCCCUCUUUUAUUCAGCUUAGGGGAGCGCACUUGCCCCAAUAGCUGCCGCUGUGAGGGAAAAACUGUCCAUUGUGACUCAUCAGGAUUUUUAGAUGUCCCAGAAAACAUCACAGUGGGCUGCCAAGGCCUCUCCCUGCGCUACAAUGAACUGCAUACCCUGCUUCCGUAUCAGUUUGCCCACCUCAGCCAACUUCUUUGGAUCUACUUAGACCAUAAUCAGAUUUCCGCAGUUGACAGUCGAGCUUUCCAAGGAAUUCGCAGGCUGAAAGAGCUGAUUCUGAGCUCCAACAGGAUCACAUCCCUGCACAACUCAACAUUCCAUGGCGUUCCCAAUCUUCGCAGUCUGGACUUGUCGUACAACAAAUUGGAAAUUUUGCAGCCUGGUCAAUUCCAUGGCUUACGAAAACUACAAAACCUUCACCUACGUUCAAAUGGGCUCUCCAAUAUUCCAAUUCGAGCAUUUUUGGAAUGCCGAAGUUUGGAGUUUCUGGAUUUGGGCUACAAUCGAAUCAAAGCUCUUACCCGCACCACCUUCUUGGGAUUGCAAAGGCUGAUGGAGUUGCAUCUAGAGCACAACCAUUUCUCAAGGAUCAACUUUUUUCUGUUUCCACGCUUGGCUAAUCUGCGAUCACUUUAUCUGCAAUGGAAUCGGAUCAGAGUGGUCAACCAGGGCCUUCCAUGGACUUGGUAUACACUGCAAAAACUUGAUCUGUCUGGAAAUGAAAUUCAAACACUGGACCCAGCUGUGUUUCACUGUUUGCCUAACCUUCAAGUCCUAAACCUGGAAUCCAACAAGCUGUCUAAUGUGUCCCAGGAAGCCGUGUCAGCGUGGAUCUCACUUACCUCCAUAAGUCUUGCUGGAAACAUGUGGGAUUGCGGUACUGGUAUUUGUCCACUUGUAGCUUGGUUGAGGAAUUUUCGUGGGAGUAAAGAUACUACUAUGAUAUGCAGCAGCCCUAAGUAUCUCCAGGGGGAGAAAAUAAUGGAAGCUACACGAAACCAUGGUAUUUGUGAAGAAACUGAUUACAUUCUAACUGAAACACCCUCACCAAUGUCAGAGCUCAUUUCGGAAGCCACUGCUGAACCAACCUAUGCCCCCACAAGUGGUUCUCCGCCGAUGCUACCAACCAGCACCUUUGGGCCUCUCCCACCAUUCAGACCUCGACCUAUUCCUCAUCCCACCUAUCCAGGGCAUAUGAGCAAAGACCCCAGAGACUCAGUGGUGCACACACGACCGACUUAUAUAACACCCCCAGAGAUGGAGCAUAUGACUCUGCACAAAGUGGUGGUAGGCAGCGUGGCGCUCUUCUUCACAAUGUCCCUCAUCUUGACAAUUAUCUAUGUGCUGUGGCGGCGUUACCCAGGUGCAACCAGGUUGCUGCAGCAGCGAUCCAUGGUGGGACGGAAGCGUCGCAAAAAGAGCCCAGAGCCAGAGCAAAACCUCAGCUCCCAGCUCCAAGAGUAUUAUAUGAGCUACAACCCUGCUGCCACACCAGAGGCAUUGGAGGUGCUAGGCAAUGGCACUGGUUCCUGCACUUGCACAAUAUCUGGCUCCAGGGAGUGUGAGAAUGAGUAUACGUGUCCACGCCCCCUACCUGGUGCCUGGCUGGGAGAUGUGCCUACUAUCCGUUAACUCUAAAGAAAAGACAAAGAACUGUUUUGGAUGGCGCACAAACUACACUGAAGCAAGGCGAGAGGCGUUUGCAGAGAGCCCACCAGGAUCCCACCCCGACAAUUGAAAUCCAAGGAUACACCGAAAAUUGUACUCCAUGCAAACAAGGGCAACUAUGGACCAAAAGGAGGAGGAAAUUAUACUGAUCUUUUUUAUAGUGUCUUCUUUUCCUUUUUUUUUUUUUUUGCCUGUGCUCCUUGGUUGUCAGCUUUGAUGCAUCCAAUAAUGAUUCAUCGCAACACAAAUGACGAGUGUGGACAUGUAGGGAUGCUGCACGGAGAACAGCGGAGCCCUGGACGAAGACUCUUGCAAGCUAAGGGAUGUUCUAAUCAAUGUGGAAGUUAACUUUUAAAGCCUAAUGACUUAUUAUGGCCUUGAGGACAAUGAGGAUGAUGUACAGAAAGUGUGGAAGCAAUGAGUCAUUGAUGAAAAUGCACAGGACACGCAGCUCUGACUGCUCUGCUAACACAGCUGUGUAUAAUUUAAAGUGGAUUUGCAUAUUUUGAUCCUCAUGAAAUCUCUCCUUAUAAUCUAUCCAUGCUUUCUUUUUCUUUUUUUUUUUCUAAUUAAGAUGUACUACAUGCGAUGAUGGUGCCCCACACAUUCUAAUGUGAGUCACUUUGUUUUCGGGCUUCAUCUGGUGGAAAUCAAGACGGCAGCGACUGGAACACUGAGUGAAGCAAACUUUCCCCCCAGCCAAUGAAUGUUGGUGAAGUUCUUUCAUUAUUGUUUUUGUCUUUAAUUGCAAUCAAACGUUGACUGUCUUGUUUUGAGCUCUCUCUAAAACAAGAUUAAAGAGAGGAAAAAAUAAAAAGCUCCCAUCAAGGGUAAAAUGUAAUUUUCUGAAAUUCUAAUGUUGUUAAUGUUGUACUUUAUAAAUAUGUGUUUCCGCCAGUUUCAGCACCAAAUACCAAAGAGCCAAACAGAUGUUUCCUUGGCUUUUGGCUCACCCAAAAGUAAGUCAUAACAGAUCCAGGAUUUGUUAUCCUAAAAAUAAAAUCUAAAGAAGCCUCAAUUCCUUUCACCUUUUUAAAAAUGUUUCCGUUUUUAACGUGCGUGACGUGUUCGUCUUUGUAAGCAAGUGAUCUUGCAUCGGCUGUAAGAUCUUGUCUGAACGAUAACUUUGAGCACUGCUUGACAUAGUGUAACUUUUCUUAAAUACAUGCUUCACUUUCCUUCAAAUAAUCAGCCCGCCUCCCCCUUCUGCAACAAAGACUGCAGUUGCUGCUGUGUGCGGUUCUGCGUUUGCUUGUGUUCUGUUGGUUUUUAAUUCCAUCUGACACCCACUGAGUUGUGGAUUGUUGGUUUAAACCUUUAAACAUUGUCUUUCUACACAGGAAAAUGAUCAUUUUCUAUUGUAAAUUUCUGCUUUUCCCCUUGAAUUUCAUGAUAUUUAGUAAGCAGCUGUAUUCUUUGUUCACUUUCAACAGUAUGUUUUAUAUUGAAGAUAAUGACUUUACUGGUGAGCAAUAUUAAUUGGUCAAAUUAAAAUAUGAAUUAAUCAUU